UCUAUAAAAUAUAAUAAAAUUUUAGAUUCUAAAUAAGUAAAAUAAAGAAGAAGAAGAAGAAAAGAAAAGGUGGCAGUUGGGGAAAGGAAAUAAUUGGGGAAAAUUGGCUGGUGUUUUUAUGAUGCAAAGUUGGAAAUUUUCUUUUGUGUGGACGCAAAACCAAAGAGCUAAAAUGUGUGGAUGCAAAUGUUGAAGGAGACGACGACGACGACGACACUCUUCCACUUUCACCACCACCGACCCUUUCCCCUUCUCAUUCUUUUUCUUUUUCUUCUUCUUCUUCACUCUCUCUUCCAUUUCCAAACCCUCCUUUCCCCUUUCCUAUGGCCGGUUCUCUCUUCUCUACCCUUCCCGAGGACAUUCUUCUCAACAUCUUCUUCAAGCUCGAAGACGAUCCCCGCAACUGGGCUCGUUUAGCUUGUGUUUCCACCAAAUUCUCCUCCACAAUCCGCAACAUCUGCUGGAAAACCAAGUGUUCCAACGCCAUCCCUUCUCUCGUUUCCGAUCUUCUCGUCGGCGACUCUAUUCCUGCCGGUGGUUGGGCUUCCCUUCACAAGCUUGCUGUUUGUUGUCCUGGUCUCGUCCAUUCCGGUGUUCUUCUCGAGAAUUCUGAUUUUGGGCUCGAGCGGGAACUGGGUCCGGAUGAAAAUUACAUGAAAUUGGGUUAUUCUCAACACUCCCAACCCGAAUCGGACCCCCCUUCUUCUACGGCUUUAUUUGAGGUUAAUUCUGAUCUCUCUGCUUCUGCUUCUGCUUCUGCUUCUGAUUGUGCUUGGUCUCUUUACGACGAUCUGUAUUUGGACACUAUGUAUAAUGAUUCUGAAGCCCCAGAUGUUCUCGACCCUCAAAUUGGUUCUACCAAAGUGGAGAAAGGGGUUUUUAUGGCGGAUAGGGAAUUUUGUGUUUCCAAGAGGAGGAAGAUCUGUAGGUCUAUGAGAUCGCAUUUGGCAUCUGGGGUUUGGAAUUUAAGCAGGGAACAAGGGAAUAAGCUGCUUCGGAGUCGAUUUCGAGGUGAUUCUCUUUACAUUUGUGAUUGGCCUGGAUGUGUUCAUAUUGAAGAGAAGCGAAAUUACAUGCUUUUUAGAGGGAUUUUCAAGAAUUUCAAAGGGUCUCAUGUUUGGAGGACCAUAAAAGAUGGGAAUAGGAACAAAAUUGAUCUGAAUUGUGCGUUUUGUUCUUGUAAAGAGACUUGGGAUCUGCAUUCUGCCUUCUGUUUAAGGCGGGUUUUUGGUUAUCAUGAUGACGGUGAGCCAGUUGUUCGAGCUUAUGUCUGUGAGAAUGGCCAUGUCUCUGGAGCUUGGACAGAUCUGCCAUUGUACACUUGAUUUUCGCUUCUGCUUUACCUAUCAUUCCUCAUUCAAUUUCCAUUAAGAAACAUUAGAAAGAAAUGGAAGCAAUGUUUUGGUAGCGCUUUUGUCUAUAAUUUAAUAUCAUUUAUUGCUUAACUCAUUUCCUUUUCUUGCCCGUUUCCAUGAAUUGAACACGAGUUUCCAUUAAAACCAUUGCUGCUAUAGGUUUCAUCUCUGAGGUAUGAUAUUACUUUUAUGAGGCCUAUACAUUUGAGUUGUACAUGUUUCAUUUAUCCGUAGCGGCUACUGCUAAGGAAAGAUAGCAGCUGAGAUUUUGUGGAGAAGAAGAUAUUUUAAGGAAAUUUGCAGUUAAAAGAUGAGGAAUAUCAUAGCUUCAAUUUUGUUGGAGGAUGAUGGGGUGAAGUUCAAAUGAAGCAAUACUUAAAAGAUAAGUUGAAACAAGAAACCUUGGUAUUUUCUGCUUAUAAUCUUCUGUUUGUAUUUGAUGAAUUUUUUUUGUUGUUAGGGAGCAUUGUUUCCCAAUUACUUAAUUUAAUGCGAGAAAUGCUAAAAGACUAUGUUCAGAGA
Messenger RNA from Cucumis melo (muskmelon), 1877 nucleotides. RefSeq names its product phytochrome A-associated F-box protein. NCBI's taxonomy places the organism in Eukaryota, Viridiplantae, Streptophyta, Magnoliopsida, Cucurbitales, Cucurbitaceae. The transcript has a single exon. Bases 324 to 1325 code for a protein of 333 amino acids. Gene Ontology annotation, molecular function: protein binding. The record is from RefSeq and is a predicted model, not a curated record.